UGGUCUUCCGAUCUGAAAAGUUUUCGACCUGUAUAAGCGCCCUGAGCCGGUGAAGCCCUACCUUUUUUUCCGCACCGUGCUUUGUCCAUGCCAGAACCUUUGCAGAGGUACAUUCAAGAUCUCAGUCAUCGCGUGUGGAUCCUUCAGGACCAGACGCUCAUAGCAGUCCCGAGGAAAGAGCGGACGGUUCCAGUCACUGUCACCUUGCUGCCGUGCAAGUAUCCUGACCUGCUUGAGAAGGGCAGAGGGGAUCCUGUGUACCUGGGGCUGAAGGAGCCGAACUGCUGCCUGUUCUGCACGGAGGACGGGGAGCAGCCCGAGCUGCAGCUGAAGGAAAGGAACAUAAUGGAGCUGUACUACCAAAGGGAGCCGGUGAAGCCUUUUCUUUUCUACCACAACAAGAGCGCCAGGACCUCAGCCUUUGAGUCUGUGGCCUUUCCGGGCUGGUUCAUUGGCAUUUGCUCCCAAGGGGGCUGCCCACUUUUUCUGACCCAAGAACUGGGCCAGACCUUCAUCACUGACUUCGAAUUGACUGCAGUGCAUUGA
This is a messenger RNA of Perognathus longimembris pacificus (Pacific pocket mouse), 546 nucleotides long. RefSeq names its product interleukin-36 alpha-like. Gene Ontology annotation, biological process: inflammatory response to antigenic stimulus; positive regulation of gene expression; cytokine-mediated signaling pathway. The transcript has 5 exons. Gene Ontology annotation, molecular function: cytokine activity; interleukin-1 receptor binding. NCBI's taxonomy places the organism in Eukaryota, Metazoa, Chordata, Mammalia, Rodentia, Heteromyidae. The coding region runs from base 88 to 546 and encodes 152 amino acids. The record is from RefSeq and is a predicted model, not a curated record.